GACUUAGAUUGUUAAAUUAGAAUGAUUUGGGGUUAAGUCGACUAUUAGGAGUAGUGUGCAGCUGUGGCUAGCGAAGAGACUUCUGAAUUUUUAAUUCAGAAAUGUCAUUUUUACUUCGAAACGUGCUGUCCAGACUGGAAAGUUGUUCUGGACGAAUCGCAAGAUUCAGUUCCGCAGCCCCAAAUGCCGAACACGGGCUUAAUUCUGAACCACCGAGUGUGGAACGACUAGAUGAAAGCCCCAUUAUUUCAACGACAAAAGCUAUCGAGGAGAAUCGGUUUUACGAAAAACCGAAACAAGUAUGGCUUGAGAAUUUGGACACCAUAGAAGAGAAGAAAUUGGGUUUAUUGAAACUGCACCCUGACAUCUUUGGUGCUCAACCGCGCAUUGAUAUCUUACACCAAAAUGUCAGAUGGCAAAGCAUGUAUAAGUUUGUUUCUUAUGCUCACACAAAAACGCGAGCUGAAGUAAGGGGAGGUGGAAGAAAACCAUGGCCACAAAAAGGUCUUGGUAAGGCACGGCACGGCAGUAUUCGUUCCCCAUUGUGGCGCGGUGGUGGCAUAGCACAUGGGCCACGCUCUCCGACAACAUACUUUUACAUGCUUCCUUUUUACACAAGAGUUUUGGGUCUUACUUCUGCUUUAACUGUAAAGUUUGCUCAGGAUGACCUUCACAUCGUGAAGGAUUUGCAUACCCCAACAAACGAACCAGAUUACAUCCAGGAUCUUGUUGAACAGAGGAAUUGGGGACCCUCUGUUCUGUUUGUAGAUGUCGACGACAUUAUGCCCACUAAUAUCGCAUUGGCAACUGAUCAAAUUAAGCACUUCAACCUUAUGCCUGUUUAUGGAUUAAAUGUUCACAGCAUGUUGAAGCAUGAUACACUGGUGCUGACACAAGGUGCUGCAAGAGAAAUCGAAGAAAAGUUACUCUACCAGUUCAAUAGAGCGAAAACGCAUGAAGUAAAUGCUAAGUUCAAGCUUAGUCAAAAGUAGUCCUGUAUGAAAUCAGUUUUUUUUUUAGUAUAAUAAAGAUACAAGAAAAUCAUUAUUUAAAA
Molecule: messenger RNA, 1054 nt
Organism: Athalia rosae (coleseed sawfly)
Lineage: Eukaryota; Metazoa; Arthropoda; Insecta; Hymenoptera; Athaliidae
Gene: mRpL4
Product: 39S ribosomal protein L4, mitochondrial
Exons: 3
Coding region: 102-992 (296 amino acids)
Biological process (GO): translation
Cellular component (GO): ribosome
Molecular function (GO): structural constituent of ribosome
Source: RefSeq, a predicted model, not a curated record